Molecule: messenger RNA, 1002 nt
Organism: Xylaria bambusicola
Lineage: Eukaryota; Fungi; Ascomycota; Sordariomycetes; Xylariales; Xylariaceae
Exons: 1
Coding region: 1-1002 (333 amino acids)
Source: RefSeq, a predicted model, not a curated record
AUGGAGUUCCCACACUAUUGCACUUUACACCAUCUUGCUCUCCCCGCGGACGUCAACGCUCCUUUCUGCACCCAGAAUGCGUAUAACGCCGAAGUAUUACAACAGUCGGUCUUCGACAUUGCCAACAUAAAUGACGAGGACGCAAGUCUAACCCCGGCGCAAGAGAUGCUCAAAUUUAGUUUCAUGUCAGACUAUCUAGCUGUCGACACAGACAAGAUGACGGUAGGAGAAUUAGCAGACUUUCUGGAGGAGGUACUCGUCUUUGUCGAUAAGUACUUUUACCGCGGCAGCCUCACACAAGGUCAGAUACGCUUCGUAAAACUACACGCUUGGGAUCUUCCUUACUAUGAAGCAUUAGGAUAUCAUGACCGGACAUCUUUCCAGAACCUAGCCAGCCACAUUCAUAUAUUCCUUCGGUCACCUUUUACAGGUAAGCGAUGGUCAACAUCAAGCCUUGUGCACACUGUCUUACACGAAUCAGUGCACGCGUAUCUAUACCGCUUCUUCAACUUCUGUCCCGUAAACAAUCGGAACGAUUUAGUCAGCGGAGAGGAUAGAACAGGUCACGGCAUACUCUUUCGAGUUGUAUUACUUGCAAUGUUCUCGGUAUUGGCGAAUUGGCAUCCCAGUCUUAAGACUUUAGGGAAGGAUCCUCUACCUGAUUGCCCAAUAUGGUGGCCUCGGCUAUAUAAAGGCAUAUCUGAAAAAUAUUUGCGUGACGAGUGGGAGGUUACCAACCUGCAGCCGCACGAACCUACUAACAUAUUCCGAUAUUGGAAAUGGCGACCAGCGCGCAAAGCACAAUUUAAGAAGGCUUUAUUAGAGUUAUCGUAUAUCACUCGCGGCCAUUAUGUCGAGCUCAGGGUACCAUCUUUGGAACGGGCGUGGAGAUUUAUUUUCGAUUUUUUUACAUGGACAGUCCUAGGAGUGUCCAUUAUCUAUAAUUUCUAUUUGUUUCGAUUGGACGUCUAUAUUCCCGCUAUAUAUAAGCAUGCAAUAUAG